CACACACAUCGACGGAAAUCUGUACUGUACUGUACAGUCGACGUAACAGACGCCGUGCGGCCUAGAUGUUGGCAGGAAAGUGGACUGUGCAGUGGAUCCAUCGACACCCCACUUUCCAAGCGCCCAGCAACAAACAAACUGAUCGUCCAAGCUUUAUGGACCUGGCAAGCUGAAGUCGUCCCCACCCAGACUUGCUGUUGGUCUAUUGAGCGCGGUCGCCAUUUCUCCUACAACUCUACCUCUUCUCCCUCCCGUCAUAAGCCCUUUAACAUUACGAUCCACAUCGACAGAGGGACAUCAAUCAACUUCAAUUUCAACUUCUUGGCUGUCAUAGCCACUGAGGCAAACUCCUCUCUCCAUUCGCCGAUCCGCUCUGAGUACAUACCUGACGGGACGGAGCUUCAUCUACGCGGUGAAACCCAACUCUCGCAACGUCAUUCUCCCACAAGACCCUGUCGCGACUCAGGCCCUCUCCUGAACCAAUACACCCAUGGUACUCUGCAAUACGCAUCAGACAGAGCCUAGUCAAUUGCUUGGGCGCCUGCCGUUGAUAUAUCAUCAAUAAACACCCCGCUCCGUGCCCGUCUCCAAACUCCGACGACUUCGCAAACCAACGAGGCGCAGCAGCUCCCAGGUGUUCCCCGCGCAACGACUGAGCCUAAAUCGCAACCCCGAUCGUUCCCUUGCAGCGAAUCCAAUAUGGCCUCAUCUCCAGCAUUCAAGCGUUUCAUCCGCUCAGCAUCGAACAGCGACAGACGAGUCGCCACCGACGAGAUGCCGGCCCAAGACGAGCGCACCAGCCUGCUCAAUGGCAAUAUCAACACUUCUAGAGAGAAUACAUGGAGAUCGGUCUUUGCGAAGUCCUCCACGCCUGGAGACCAGAGCGAAAAUCCAUUGGUCCGGUACCCUGCGACAGUGUUUACGAUUACAAAGAUUACGCUGCUGAGCAACUACGUAAACGUCCUCCUGGUCUUCGUGCCGCUUGGAAUCUUUGCUGGUGCGUCAGGAUGGGAUCCAGUGACAGUCUUCGCGCUCAACUUCUUUGCCAUCAUGCCAUUGGCGGCAGUUCUCUCAUUCGCGACUGAGGAAAUAUCUAUGAAAUUGGGACAGACGCUAGGAGGGUUGAUGAAUGCGACAUUUGGCAAUGCCGUUGAACUCAUUGUGUGCAUCGUUGCUCUCCGCAAUGGCGAAAUCCGCAUCGUCCAGUCCAGCAUGCUGGGCAGCAUCCUCUCCAACGUCCUCCUCGUCCUCGGCUGCUGCUUCGUAGCCGGCGGCAUCCACAACACGCGCACCGGUACCGUCCAAGGAAUCGAGCAGACGUUCAACUCGACAGCUGCAGGCACAAUGUCGUCACUGCUCAUCCUUGCCUCAGCCUCCCUAAUCAUCCCCGCCACGCUCUACACCGUCAUCGCCGGGUCCAGCGCCAACACGGAAGACACUAUGCUCUUGCUUUCCCGCGGCACCGCCAUCAUCCUGCUGAUUCUAUACGUCCUAUAUCUCGCCUUCCAGCUCCGCACCCACGCCAACCUUUUUAACGCCGAGCACGAGGCCGGCACCGAGAUGGAUGACGAGGAGCACAACCCCGAGGAGCCCCAGAUGAGCCCUUGGGCUGCAACCAUCGUUCUGAUCAUUACCACCCUCGCCGUUGCCGUCUGUGCCGACUACCUCGUCGACAGCAUCGAUGCCCUCGUUGCCAAAGUUCACGUGUCAAAGACGUUUGUGGGUCUCAUCCUGCUCCCUAUCGUCGGUAACGCCGCCGAGCACGUCACGGCUAUUGUGGUGGCGCUGAAGGAUAAGAUGGAUCUGGCUAUGGGUGUUGCGGUUGGCAGCUCUAUGCAGAUUGCCCUGCUCGUGACACCGUUCUUGGUGGUUCUGGGGUGGAUCAUUGGUCAGCCAAUGACGCUGCACUUUGAGACCUUCGAAACAGUUGUAUUCUUCCUAAGCGUCCUCGUUGUCUCAUACGUGAUCGCAGAUGGAAAGAGCAAUUAUCUGGAAGGUGCCAUGUUACUCGGCCUCUACUUCAUCAUCGCCCUCGCCUUCCUCGUCUACCCCGACGACGCAACCAACGUGCCAGAGGGCAUCAAACUCGCAGUCCGCAGCGUCUUCAAGUGGGACUAAACCACUAUACUUUUUAUAACUUCCAGCGUGAGACGAUGGCAGGAUACCGUCACCGCUGAGCCCUGCGGGCUCUAUCCAAGAUCUCUGGUCAGGAACCAGGGGAAUUUAAAUUGCCCAAGGCAACAAGGGGGUCCGUGAGGCUGUUUGGUUAUUUGAGGCGCAAUGGAGGAGUUUGUGGGAAAUGGGUACUAUUAGGUCCUGAACACUUUACACAACUUGUAGCUAUAUCGUUUCUUUUAGUUAGUACAUAAUAAGGAGAGUUGGAG
Molecule: messenger RNA, 2384 nt
Organism: Pseudogymnoascus verrucosus
Lineage: Eukaryota; Fungi; Ascomycota; Leotiomycetes; Thelebolales; Thelebolaceae
Exons: 4
Coding region: 700-2118 (472 amino acids)
Biological process (GO): calcium ion transmembrane transport; intracellular calcium ion homeostasis
Cellular component (GO): fungal-type vacuole membrane
Molecular function (GO): calcium:proton antiporter activity
Source: RefSeq, a predicted model, not a curated record